AUGGCUACUUCAAAAGCGUCACCCAGACUUGACUGGUAUCAGAACUCAACGACUGUGGAUAUAUCUUUCUUCGUCAAGAACAUCGAUGCGUCAACUGCUAGCGUCGAGUUUACAAAUGAAUCUUUACGUGUGGAAUUCACCGGUGGUGACGGAUUGGAGUAUCAGUAUGAGGUUUCAAAUCUUGCAAAGGAAAUAGUUCCGGAAAAUUCCAGCUGGCGUGUUUUUGGUACGAAACUGGAGGUGGAGCUAGCGAAGCUGGAAACAGGCAUCAGUUGGAAGGGAAUAGAAAAGACCGAUUCCGAGGAAACGGUCCAAAGACAAAAUCAGAUUGUGUCAGACACGGUGCCGACAGCGUUUUCCUCGAAGAAGAAUUGGAGCGAACUGGAUCUGGAUGAUGAAGAAGACAACACCAAUGUUGAUCAGUUCUUCAAGAAGCUAUAUGCUGAUGCGGAUGAUGAAACCCGCAGAGCAAUGAUGAAGAGUUUCGUUGAGAGCAACGGAACGGCUCUUUCGACCGAUUGGACCUCGGUUUCAAAAGGAAAAGUGGAGACGGCGCCUCCAGAUGGGAUGGAAUCUAAGAAGUGGUAG
This is a messenger RNA of Kuraishia capsulata CBS 1993, 588 nucleotides long. RefSeq lists its product as uncharacterized. Gene Ontology annotation, molecular function: protein-folding chaperone binding. Gene Ontology annotation, biological process: protein stabilization. NCBI's taxonomy places the organism in Eukaryota, Fungi, Ascomycota, Pichiomycetes, Pichiales, Pichiaceae. The transcript has a single exon. Bases 1 to 588 code for a protein of 195 amino acids. The record is from RefSeq and is a predicted model, not a curated record.